Olea europaea var. sylvestris is the source of this 860-nucleotide messenger RNA. Its product is annotated as E3 ubiquitin-protein ligase RMA1H1-like. The transcript has 2 exons. Gene Ontology annotation, biological process: ubiquitin-dependent protein catabolic process. Gene Ontology annotation, molecular function: ubiquitin-like protein conjugating enzyme binding; ubiquitin protein ligase activity; metal ion binding. Gene Ontology annotation, cellular component: endoplasmic reticulum. The coding region runs from base 134 to 751 and encodes 205 amino acids. The record is from RefSeq and is a predicted model, not a curated record. Lineage: Eukaryota; Viridiplantae; Streptophyta; Magnoliopsida; Lamiales; Oleaceae.
ACUACUCCCCAUACUUUUCAACCUUUAUUCUCUAUCUAACUUUCCUAUUGCACAAAUAUCUGUGUCCGAGAACUCCAUUUGCAGGACCCAAAAACACAGAGCUGAGAUUAAAGGAGCUGCAGCUGUAACAAACAUGGCAUUUGAGCAAUAUUUUAUGCAGGAAUGGAAGUCCCUACCUUCUGUAGCAAAAGACUCUGAAAAGACUUCUCCUUGCUUUGAUUGCAGUAUCUGUUUGGACUUCGCCCGUGACCCUGUUGUUACUCUUUGUGGCCAUCUCUAUUGUUGGCCCUGCAUCUACAAGUGGUUUCAGAGUGCUUCACUUGAAUCAGACCAGCACCUGCCCAGAUGCCCAGUUUGCAAGACCGAAAUCUCCGAUAAAACCAUGGUUCCUUUAUAUGGCCGCGGCCAAUGCCUCUCUGAAACUGAAGACAAGGGCGAGAACAUCCCUCCUAGGCCACCAGCUCGUUCCACGCAAGAUCUAUACAAUUCCUCCGAUCCUUAUCCCGGUAACGAAGGAGAUCCUUCGUCUCAGUUCGAUCUUUCACAUCCCGGGAUAGGGAUGUAUGGAGAGAUGGUUUAUGCUAGAGUUUUUGGUAAUUCAGAGAGUUUAUACUGGUAUCCUAACUCGUACCACUUAGUGGGAAAUAGUUCCCCUAGAUUAAGAAGGCAGCAAUUACAGGCUAAUAAAUCUCUCAAUAGAAUUUCGAUUUUCCUCUUCUGCUGUUAUCUUUUGUGCCUUCUCCUAUUUUAGUCUUAGGAAUUUCUGCUGCCCCUUUAUGUUACAUGUAUAAAGUUUGCAUGAUUUAUAUAAUAGCUAUUGAUACACAAAGAGUAUUCAGAUCUACACUUAUUUGACUGAA